This is a messenger RNA of Ochlerotatus camptorhynchus, 2277 nucleotides long. RefSeq lists its product as uncharacterized. Gene Ontology annotation, biological process: G protein-coupled receptor signaling pathway. The record is from RefSeq and is a predicted model, not a curated record. Gene Ontology annotation, cellular component: plasma membrane. The transcript is spliced from 3 exons. Gene Ontology annotation, molecular function: adenylate cyclase inhibiting G protein-coupled glutamate receptor activity. The coding region runs from base 25 to 2235 and encodes 736 amino acids. Lineage: Eukaryota; Metazoa; Arthropoda; Insecta; Diptera; Culicidae.
UCAGCUCUGUUCUGUCAGUCAGAUAUGGCUCGUCGGCCAAAAAAGUCGACGCUGAUGCUGGCGGUAACGAUCGUUACGCUCAGCUUAGCGAGCUUAGUGAAUCGGUGUUCUGGUGGCGCAAGUAGCAGCAGCAGCGAGCUCGACGAUCUUAACGCGGAUGAAAGCAGAAAUUAUCGCGAGUUGUUGAAUAUUCCGAAAUUUGGCGACCGGUUAGCGCCCCGCAAUCGACCUCACGUGGAAGAUGGAGGUGCCGCGAUCGUGAGUGCCGUUGGGCCGUCGGUGGCCAACGCGAGUGGAAACAAGUUCCGACGACAACCGGGACCCGGGAAUCCGUAUCCCGGGAUGACCUAUCGGAACGCGGGAAGAUUCGGUGUCGGUGUGGCAAAUGUGGUAACUGGUGGUAGUGCAAGCGCCAAUCAUGAAGAGCUACACACGUUGGUAAAUAAUGAUCACGACAUCAAGCGAAGUGACGUCCUGGUGGCUAGCGUUACCCAGAAUUUGGAGGAUACAAAUACUAGCAGUGACUACUACGCGGGGCCCGAAGAAGAACAAGACGAACCCGAUCAAGAAGAAGGCGAGGAUGAAGGUGAAGAUGAAGAUUUCGAAGAAGUCGAAGAACAGAAUCAUUUCGAUGUGCAGGGAAGAAGUGCUAAGAGUAGUGGUGAAGAAGAGCAGCAUGUAUUGCUGGAGAGUGCUAAUAUUAGGGAUAACAGCUUGGCACUGCUGGUCGGCCAGCAGAAUGUCAGCAGCAGCAGUAGUGCUGGUGUGAAUGCGUCCUCAGCGCAGGCACAUCGACUAGAAAUGUCCACCGAGUUUUUCGUAGUGCCAUCGACCGCGUCUCCCGCUGCAUCCCGUUCGACGACCGUGCGUCCUGGUGGCGUAAUCUUGGCGGCUCGCAAUCCAACGAGCCACCACAACAGCAACAGCAAUACCCAUAAGCUAAAUGUCACACCACCGACCAUAGUCUCCACCAGCUAUCCGAGUGGACUGCGGAAGGAACCCUGGGUGGUGCCAGUUCUGGUACUUGCUUGCCUGUCGAUGAUCAUGAUGGCUGCCUUCGAGAUAUUCGUUCUCUGCAAAGCCUGGCGUACAUCUCCCAGCCGACGCCACCUAUUUCUCGGCCAAAUGCUUCUCCUGGGACUGUUCUCCUGCUCCGGCCUAGCAGCAGUCCUUACCAUCAAUCCAACCAUCCUUUCCUGUGCAACGAUGCGCUUCGGCGCGGGAGUUGCUUUCGCCCUUGUAUUCGCCUCCCUCCUGGUCAAAUGCGUCUUCUUGAUCAGUCUCAACGGCGGAGUGUAUCUUCCAGCGCCUUACCAAGGGCUUCUACUCCUCUUCGCUGUCCUGAUCCAGGUGGCCGUUGGUGCCCAAUGGCUGCUAACCUCACCUCCGAGCGUUGACCAGGUUCCCAUCUCUGGUGGUACCGCAGUUUCCAGCCGGUACCACCUGCUCCUCACCGCCGGAGACCUAACCCACGUCAAUCCCACCAUCCCGCUCUGUCACACAUCAUUCUCCGAGCUGCUCCUAUCGCUGAUCUAUGUGGUAUUCCUGAUCAUCUUCGUCGCAAUUUUGGCAAUCAAAUCGCGGGGCAUUCGGGACAAUUACCGAGAAGCAACCUACAUCGGUCUGGCCGUUGGCGGAAUCAUCCCCAUCUGGCUGGGAUGGACCUUGUGCGGUUUGGCCGUGGCCGAUCGGCAUCGUGACGCGUGCCUUGCCUUCGGACUAGUGGCAACGGCUUCGACAGUGUUCUUGGUGAUGUUUAUGCCCAAAGGGCGCCAGCUGGCGGCCAUGGGCAAGGAAGGCCUGUACGUGGAAGACCGCGAAGAGCGGUUCAGUUCGCUGAGCCGUGCCGGAUCCGGCUACUCGCCGUCCUUCUUCCACUUCAAACCGAUCAAGUACGGGGUCAUGGGGGCCUCUCCGACGAUGCAGACCAACAAUGGGACCGUGGUGGGCACGACGACCACUUCCAAACACCAGGCGGUCGCGACACUGGGCGGAGAUCGUGUUGCACUGGUUUCGGCGGCACCCCCGAGCUACACGCCACGCAUGUAUCAUUACUUUCCAGCACACAUGACACAUCCCUUCUGUUACUAUCCCCCGCAGCAGGCACGGUAUCCAGGUCUAUUCAUGCGUCCGGACGAGGCCAAUCUCUACACCACCCUGGAGCAAACGAUGAGCAGCAAUCCGAACGUGUACUUCCAACGGGGCGGCGGGGUCCAUCCGGGAAUGAUGUACUAGUAUCAGAAGCAGAAGACGAUGGUUCCUACAAUACAAAACGAA